GCUUAACGAAAUGCGCACUCAGUUCACACCAGUUCACACUUUUAACCACUCUGACCUGAACUCAGUUUGUAAAAGGCAAUCGAAGGGAAACAGUCGGCUGUGAGAGUGCUGGAUAUUGAUAGUUCGGUUUUAGUUUCAGUGGGUGAUUUUGCAGCAAAUAUAUUUGCCAUUUCAGGUAACCAGUGCAACCUUCUUUACUAUUUUCACAUCAUACUGCAGUGUAAAAGGAUCCAAAAUGCCUUGCCCCUUUUUAGCUCGACUAAGUCAAAAUUUUGUGAAAAAUUAUGCCCCCGUUUUACUGAAAACCUAUGGUAAUCAGUGUCCGGUAAUGUCCAGAUCUAUUAACCAUAUGACUGAAAACAGCGAAGUUAAAGAGGAUGCAAUCAGUCCAGGAUCAAAAUGUCCUUUUUUGAAUGAGGUUUCUGGUGCUAUUAAGGAGUUGAAACAAGAUGAUGUCAUUGAAGUCAAUCAAACUACUAAAGCUAGAACUAAUGAUUUAGCAGGUUUUGACUACGACGACUUCUUUCAUGAACAAAUAAUGAAGAAGAAGAAGGAGCAUUCUUAUAGAAUUUUUAAAAAGGUAAACCGCCUGGCAGGGCUUGGUCAAUUUCCAAAAGCCAUUGAAUAUACAUCAGGAGAAAAACCCAUAACCGUUUGGUGUUCAAAUGACUAUUUAGGCAUAUCUGCACAUCCCGCUGUAAAGAAUGAAGUUCGAAUUGCUUUGGAUAAGUAUGGAACCGGCGCAGGAGGCACCAGAAAUAUUUCGGGAAACUCUACUCUUCAUGAGCAGUUGGAACGUACAUUGGCAGAGCUUCAUGAGAAAGAAGCAGCGCUUCUGUUCACCUCUUGUUUCGUAGCAAACGAUACCACCCUAUUUACUUUAGCGAAAGCUCUGCCAGGGUGUCACAUAUUUUCGGAUGCGGGCAAUCACGCUUCAAUGAUUCAAGGGAUCAAGAAUAGCCAAGUUCCUAAACACAUUUUCCGGCAUAACAACCCGGAGCAUUUAGAAGAAUUGAUUCAAAAGGUGGACAACCAUUUACCAAAGAUAGUUGCAUUUGAAACAGUUCAUUCCAUGACGGGAGCUGUUUGUCCGCUUCAUGAAUUAUGUGACAUUGCUCAUAAGCAUGGUGCACUUACAUUUGUGGAUGAAGUACACGCAGUGGGUCUGUAUGGUAAACAUGGGGCUGGUAUUGGGGAAAGAGAUAAUGCUAUGCAUAAAAUGGAUGUUAUAUCUGGAACUCUUGGCAAAGCCUUUGGUAACAUAGGCGGCUACGUAGCUGGAAAUGCGAAUUUAAUUGAUAUGGUUAGAAGCUAUGGAUCUGGUUUUAUUUUUACCACUAGUCUACCUCCUACAGUAUUAGCAGGGGCUAAAAAGGCAAUUGAAGUGUUAGCUUCAGAAGAAGGGCAAUUGUUGCGUGAGAAACAUCAGUUUAAUGUAAAAUACCUGAGAGAAAUGCUGCGAAGGAAUGGAUUUCCCGUGGAACAUACCCCUAGUCAUAUUAUUCCUAUCAAAAUUGGAGACCCAAUGAGAUGUUCAGCAGUUAGUGAUACUUUAUUGGCAGAGAAAGGUCACUAUAUCCAAGCAAUCAACUACCCGACAGUGGCGCGAGGACAGGAAAAGUUACGGCUUGCUCCCACUCCCCACCAUAGCAAAGAAAUGAUGGAUUCCUUAAUAAUGGACUUGAAGGAAGUUUGGGAGAGAAUGGAAUUGCCCUUCACAGGCUUGCAAUGUGCAAAUGAAUGUGAGUUUUGUCAGAAACCGAUAUUGUUCGAUUACUACGAAUCCAGGGACAGAUGUAAAAUUCCAAACUGUCCUCAAAUGGUGGCAGUAGCAUAAUGAGUUAACUAACCAAAUUCAAGUAAUUAAAAGACAAACACGAAAAAUGGGUGGAGAUGUUGAAAUGUGGAAUUUUCUGGAAGUUUAAUGUUUGGAAAUUAUUUCUGUUUAAAAAUGAAUCAGGGGCAAAGAAAAUAUUUAUUUUUAUUGGGUUAGCGAAAAUUAUUUAUGUAUAUAUCUGUUAUAGUAAUUUAACUUAUGUGGAUGUAAACAUAAUCUGAAAAAUAUUAAAUAAAAUUGCAUUUAUUAAUAAAUUACAUAUUGUUGGAUGACGAAAA
This is a messenger RNA of Dendroctonus ponderosae (mountain pine beetle), 2115 nucleotides long. RefSeq names its product 5-aminolevulinate synthase, erythroid-specific, mitochondrial. The coding region runs from base 236 to 1837 and encodes 533 amino acids. Gene Ontology annotation, biological process: erythrocyte development; hemoglobin biosynthetic process; heme biosynthetic process. Gene Ontology annotation, cellular component: mitochondrial matrix; mitochondrion. Gene Ontology annotation, molecular function: 5-aminolevulinate synthase activity; pyridoxal phosphate binding. The transcript is spliced from 8 exons. The record is from RefSeq and is a predicted model, not a curated record. NCBI's taxonomy places the organism in Eukaryota, Metazoa, Arthropoda, Insecta, Coleoptera, Curculionidae.